Molecule: messenger RNA, 871 nt
Organism: Patella vulgata (common limpet)
Lineage: Eukaryota; Metazoa; Mollusca; Gastropoda; Patellidae
Product: alpha-N-acetylgalactosaminidase
Exons: 6
Coding region: 98-871 (257 amino acids)
Biological process (GO): glycoside catabolic process; glycosylceramide catabolic process; oligosaccharide metabolic process
Cellular component (GO): cytoplasm
Molecular function (GO): alpha-galactosidase activity
Source: RefSeq, a predicted model, not a curated record
CCAUUUCUUUGAUUAUUAUAUAGAUAAUCGUUGCAUUACAAAACAGUAUAUAGCUGAGUUCUACCGUGACAUUAAAAAGACCAACAGCAGCUUUAACAUGAUGAAGUUCUUAGAAGCUAUUGCAGUCAUCUGUCUUUUAGUGAUCGUUACAGAGGCAGCCAAUAAUGGAGUAGCAAGAACACCGCCAUUAGGAUGGAUGUCAUGGGAACGAUUUCGUUGCAACACAGAUUGCGUAAACUACCCGGAUUCUUGUAUAAACGAAAGGUUAAUAAUGCAAAUGGCUGAUCACAUGGCUGCAGACGGCUAUAAGGAUGUCGGGUAUGAAUAUAUUUGUAUUGACGAUUGUUGGCCAUUAAAAGCCCGAGGCGCCGAUGGUCGACUUGUACCAGAUCCAGCUAGAUUCCCCAGUGGAAUGAAAGCUUUAGCUGAUUAUGUUCAUAGUAAAGGUUUGAAAAUAGGAAUUUAUUCAGAUUUUGGCCAUUCAACAUGCGGUGGAUAUCCUGGAAGUGAAUUCUAUCUGGAGACUGAUGCAAAUACAUUUGCAGAAUGGGAAAUGGACAUGCUUAAACUUGAUGUUUGCUUUUCUUCCUCGGGAGAUUUGCAAUACGGUUUUCCUGCCAUGGAAUUUUACCUGAAUCGCACUGGUCGUCAAUUUGUAUUUUCAUGUGAAUGGGAUUGGGGUAUGGGUGAUGGAGCUAACUACACCCAUAUGGCAGAGUUUUGUAAUAUGUGGAGAGUAGCUCAUGAUAUGGAAGAUUAUUGGGAUAAUGUUAAAUUGGUGGUAGAUGUAUUUGCCAAAGAUUCCCGAAACUUUAGUGCCUUUACGGGUCCUGGAGCAUGGGCAGAUGCAGAUUCGGUAAGUGGCUACUAA